Molecule: messenger RNA, 740 nt
Organism: Aspergillus saccharolyticus JOP 1030-1
Lineage: Eukaryota; Fungi; Ascomycota; Eurotiomycetes; Eurotiales; Aspergillaceae
Product: cupin domain-containing protein
Exons: 4
Coding region: 51-740 (229 amino acids)
Source: RefSeq, a predicted model, not a curated record
CUGACUACCGACUGGAUACUGGAAUUGGAUCGACGACAAGGCCCAACAUCAUGGCUCGAAGCUGGCAACUCUGGCUCUCGCCGCGUCCGCUCGUCCGGACGGAUACCUCCCAUGAACCCACCAUCCUGGCGGCGAACGAGGCCGCCCGGUUCGAGUUUUUGCAAGAAGGGAAUCGAUGGGUGGUGCAAGAGACGCAUUACAUUGACAAUCCGAUAGCCCGAAAGGGGCUUUCAGGGCCGCAGCUUCACAUCCAUCUCCGCCAAACCGAAUACUUUCAAGUGCAACAAGGCGUCCUCGGCAUCUACAAGAAUGAAACCGAACACAUCGUGACGAAAGCGGAUGGGACUGUCGAGGUUCCGGCGGGGACGCGACAUCGAUUCUUCGUCCACGCAACCAGCCAAGAAGACGUCAUCUUCCGGGUCUGGGCCGAUCCCCAGGACCUGGACCACAGCUUCGACGAGAACUUCUUGCGCAACUUCGUGGGCUACCUGCGCGACUGCCAGCGACAGGGCAUCGCCCCCUCCCCCUUCCAGAUUAUCUUGUUUGGGAUGAACAGCGCCACCGUCCCCUGUCUGCCCUUCUGGGUGCCGAUCUGGAUUCUUCGCGCGGUGGCGUAUGUCUUGGCUUAUUGGGUUGCGGAGGGUUUGUUGGGAUAUCAGGCGAGUUAUCCGGAGUAUAAUCGUCGGAGUGGUGGUGGUGGUGGCAGGGGGAAUGGAGACAAUAACAAGAAACGGAUAUAA